UGCCCAAGCGGGGGGCGGGGUGUCUCGUAGGUGCGCUCUGGUUGUUCUCAGUCCUGCUCCCCGCUGCCCACGCCACCGCCGGCCGCUGCCGUCUCGUCCCGCCGCCGUCGCCGCCGCCGCCCCGCCGCAGCCAUGUCCCAGGAACUGCGGGCCGGGCGAGACGAGAUCCUGGAGUGCCAGGUGAUGUGGGAGCCUGACAGCAAGAAGAACACGCAGAUGGACCGCUUCCGCGCGGCUGUGGGCGCUGCCUGCGGUAUAGCGCUGGACAAUUACGAUGACUUAUAUCAUUGGUCAGUUGAAUCAUAUUCAGACUUCUGGGCAGAGUUCUGGAAAUUCAGUGGAAUUGUCUUUUCACGUAUGUAUGAUGAGGUCGUGGACACAUCAAAAGGGAUUGCAGAUGUCCCUGAGUGGUUCAAAGGCAGUCGUCUAAACUAUGCAGAGAACCUCCUGCGGCACAAAGAGAAUGACAGGGUUGCCCUUUACGUUGCAAGGGAAGGCAAGGAGGAAAUUGUGAAGGUGACUUUCGAAGAGUUGCGGCAAGAAGUGGCUUUGUUUGCAGCAGCAAUGAGGAAAAUGGGUGUGAAAAAAGGCGACCGAGUGGUCGGUUAUUUACCCAACAGUGUGCACGCCGUGGAGGCCAUGCUGGCUGUAGCGAGCAUCGGUGCCAUCUGGAGCUCCACCUCCCCAGACUUCGGUGUGAAUGGUGUGCUGGACCGCUUUUCUCAGAUUCAGCCGAAGCUCAUCUUCUCUGUGGAGGCUGUAGUGUACAAUGGCAAAGAGUACAGCCACAUGGACAAGCUGUGGCAGGUCGUUAAGGGACUACCAGACUUGAAAAAAGUGGUGGUGAUCCCUUACAUUGCUUCCAGAGAGAAGAUAGACCUUUCCAUGAUUCCAAAUAGUGUGUUUCUGGAUGAUUUUCUUGCCACUGGGAGAGGCGAGCAGGCCCCACAGCUGGAGUUCGAGCAGCUGCCCUUCUGCCAUCCACUCUUCAUCAUGUUCUCAUCGGGCACGACCGGGGCGCCCAAGUGCAUGGUGCACUCUGCCGGGGGCACCCUCAUCCAGCACCUGAAGGAGCACGUUCUCCACGGCAACAUGGCCAGCAGUGACAUCAUCCUGUAUUACACCACGGUUGGCUGGAUGAUGUGGAACUGGAUGGUGUCUGUCCUUGGCACUGGAGCAGCAGUGGUCUUGUAUGACGGCUCUCCGCUGGUGCCCACGCCCAAUGUGCUCUGGGACCUGGUUGACCGGAUAGGCAUCACCAUCCUUGGAACAGGAGCCAAGUGGCUAUCUGUGCUUGAAGAGAAAGACAUGAAGCCAGUGGAAACCCACAGUCUCCAGACACUUCAUACAAUCCUGUCCACUGGUUCCCCACUGAAAGCCCAAAGCUAUGAAUACGUCUACAGCUGCGUCAAGAGCAAUGUCCUCCUGGGCUCCAUCUCAGGGGGCACCGACAUCAUCUCGUGCUUUAUGGGCCAGAAUCCCUCUGUUCCUGUGUACAAAGGGGAGAUCCAGGCCCGGAACCUGGGCAUGGCCGUGGAAGCCUGGGAUGAGGAAGGAAAGGCAGUGUGGGGAGAGAGUGGUGAGCUGGUGUGCACCAAGCCGCUUCCCUGCCAGCCCACACACUUCUGGAACGACGAGAAUGGGAGCAAGUACAGGAAGGCAUAUUUCUCCAAAUUCCCAGGUGUCUGGGCGCAUGGUGACUACUGCAGGAUCAACCCCAAGACCGGGGGCAUCAUCAUGCUGGGCCGGAGUGAUGGCACGCUCAACCCCAAUGGAGUGCGAUUCGGCAGUUCGGAAAUCUAUAACAUUGUCGAAGCCUUCGAGGAGGUGAUGGACAGCCUCUGCGUCCCCCAGUACAACAAGGAUGGGGAGGAGAGGGUGCUCCUUUUCCUGAAGAUGGCUUCCAGCCACACGUUUGAACUUCACCUGGUGCAGCGCAUCCGCGAUGCCAUCCGCGUCGGCCUAUCGGCCCGGCACGUGCCCAGCCUCAUCCUGGAGACCAAGGGCAUCCCGUACACCCUCAAUGGCAAGAAGGUGGAAGUGGCCGUGAAGCAGAUCAUUGCCGGCAAGGCUGUGGAACACCGUGGUGCCUUCUCAAACCCUGAGACCCUGGAUCUGUACUGGAGCAUCCCUGAGCUGCAGGACUUCUGAGUGGACUGGCCUGCACGUGUUUCAGCCAUACACGUUGGUACCAUAGCUCAUGUACACUCAAAUGACUAAUGAGCCCGCAGCACUUUCAGAGGGAGUGUGACCAAGUGCUUUGGGCCUGGGAAGAAUAAUUUCUGUUUUGUAGUUCUGUCGAGUGGGUGCCUGAGUCUUCUGUUCUAGAACGGAGUCCUGAUCUUUGGAGCCGACAGGAGCUGGGGGGUGUCUGUUGUGUGCAUGGCCAUGCUUUGAGAGUGUGUCCUUGCACAUGUGUGCUUGAAUGCACGCGCUGCAAGGAGCUGGGGUGGCUUGUGCGUGCAGUCAUAGCCAAUGCCCAGUCACGUGUACAGUGCUGGCUGGCACCCGAGGAGCGCCUUGCCUUCAGUCUCACACCUGUGGUUCUGUUUCGCUUGUGGAGGCACAGACCAGUCUCCUCCCUUGAUGGUGGUCUCCCGGCUCCGGCUGCUGUCCAUCAGGGCCUGUCCAGCUGCUGUUGUGUGGGAAGCUGCCCCAGUGUGACUUAAUGCCAUCUUCUUAGAGAUGAUGGUUAGGACCCUGGCGGCCUACUGCCUCUUAUGUUGUGUAUGUGUCUUGGAUGGAGUACAUGUGGUCCCUAGUGGAACUGCGUGUCACACGCCAACCGAACCAUACUUCCCAGAGAAAGCCCCUCUGGAGAACAGUGGAUUUCAUGCUUUAAUAGGCUCUCUCUUUCACAGAGUUUGAGUGGUUUCCAAAAAUUUUAAUAUUAAUUAUCUGGUGUGUGCAUGCAUUUGAAAUGGAUGCCCACCCUGUGGGUGGUAUUGCUCAUGGGGGUGCAGGCGAGUCCCCCCAGGCUACAGGUCGCUGUGGAUCCCCAGAGGUAGGGCUGCCUGGCCUCAGGGAACGUGGCCUCACCACACUCCUCACCUUGGAGCCCCUGGAACCUUCCUGGCAACGUGGUGUCAUCAGCAGUUGUAAAUUGUGUCAUGUGUGUGAUAGCUGGGUGGUUUGUAUGUACCUUUCAGUUCAGUAUAUUAACAAAUUUCUGUAAUUCUGUUGUUCAUUUUUAUAUUUUUUAAAACUGAGCACAAUGAAAAACUUUGUUGAAUCCUUUUUCUUCUAGAUUAUAAAAAUAUAAGAGGAAAAGUACUAUGAGGAAUUUAAUGCAAUAAACAAACACAUGUAUGUGCACACACCUA
Molecule: messenger RNA, 3323 nt
Organism: Manis pentadactyla (Chinese pangolin)
Lineage: Eukaryota; Metazoa; Chordata; Mammalia; Pholidota; Manidae
Gene: AACS
Product: acetoacetyl-CoA synthetase
Exons: 18
Coding region: 133-2151 (672 amino acids)
Biological process (GO): positive regulation of insulin secretion; lipid metabolic process
Cellular component (GO): cytosol
Molecular function (GO): acetoacetate-CoA ligase activity
Source: RefSeq, a predicted model, not a curated record